AUGCACCUGACCUGCACAAACCAGAGUUCCGAGAUGACGGAGAAUGCUCUGAAGGAGUGCAAGCAGCUCGGAGUGCGAAACAUCGUGGCCCUCAGAGGGGAUCCUCCCCGAGGCCAGGAGAAGUGGACCGCAACUGAAGGCGGCUUUAGCAGUGCUCUUGACUUGGUCAAGUUCAUCCGGAAGAACUUUGGGGACUACUUCUCUGUCUCCGUGGCUGGCUAUCCGGAGGGACAUCCAGACAACAUUGAGACUGUCGAGGGAGGCCUGGCUGCCCUUACGGAGUCAGAGAAGCGCAGGGCACGAGUCGUCAAAGAUGAGUCGGGCAAAGAGGUCGUGACGGUCUGCCGCGAUGCCAACUUCCACAAGGAGAUGGUUUAUCUGAAGGAGAAGGUCGAUGCUGGCGCUGCUUUUGUCAUCACCCAGAUGUUCCUGGACGCGCAGGUGUUCCUGGAGUUCGUCCAGGAAUGCCGCAAGUACGACAUCAAGGUGCCUAUCGUGCCAGGAAUCAUGUGCCUGAAUGGCUUGGGCGGACUGAAGCGAAUGACCGAGUUGUGCAAGACUCGGCUGCCAGAGGGCCUUCUGGAGCGGGCUGAGAAGGCCAACACCUCCGACGAGGCCUUCAAGGAGUUCGGCAUCCGAGAGGGCGUUGCCAUGUGCAAGGCGCUUCUGGAAGGUGGCGCGCCUGGCUUGCACUUCUACACCCUGAACCUGGAGAAGGUGGUGGUGGGCAUCCUGAAAGGUCUGGGGAAGAUUACGGAUGCCCAGGCGGCCGCCUUCCAGGCCGUUGAGGCCGAUGCCAAGUUUAUGGUCUCCGCCCAGGGCAUCACCACAGGCGCCAAGUCCAGGCCAGCACUGCCAGGCAACCGGCCUUUGGCGGAGGUUGACCCGGUGAUGCACGACUUGGUGCAGCAGGAGAAGGCUCGGCAGACUAGGUGCAUUGAGCUGAUCGCAUCAGAGAACUUCACCUCGCGGGCGGUCAUGGAGUGCUUGGGCUCAGCACUUACCAACAAGUACUCUGAGGGCCAGCCCGGUGCUCGCUACUACGGCGGGAACGAGGUCAUUGACAAGGUGGAGAACCUCUGCAAAGCCCGGGCGCUGAAGGCUUUCAGCCUGGAUGAAAAGGAGUGGGGUGUCAAUGUCCAGCCAUAUUCGGGUAGCCCUGCGAACUUUGCAGUCUACACCGCCUUGCUGCCGCCUCAUGCCAGGGUGAUGGGCCUGGACCUGCCAAGUGGGGGGCACUUGACCCAUGGCUACUACACGGCCCGGAAGAAGAUUUCCGCCACCUCAAUUUACUUUGAGUCUCUGCCAUACCGGGUGCACCCGGAAACUGGACUGAUUGAUUUCGAUGAGCUGCGCAAGACGGCCCUGGUGUUCCGACCUGCCAUGAUUCUCUGCGGGGCCUCCGCUUAUCCCCGCAUCAUCGAUUUCGGGAAGUUCAGAGAAAUUGCAGACGAAGUUGGUGCCAUCCUCAUGGCAGACAUUGCCCACAUCUCUGGCCUGGUUGCCACGGGAGAGCACCCAUCUCCCUUCCAGCACUGUGACGUUGUGACCACCACAACCCACAAGUCCCUGCGAGGACCCCGUGCCGGCAUGAUCUUCUUCAAGUACACGGAGAAGAUCCCCGACAUCAAGGACCGUAUCGACAUGGCAGUCUUCCCAGCGCUGCAGGGAGGGCCUCACAACCAUCAAAUCGGUGCCCUGGCCGCGCAGCUCUUGGAAGUGGACACGCCCAUGUUCAAGGACUAUGCCCGUCAGGUCAAGGCUAAUGCCAAGACCCUGGCAGAGACCCUGAUGGGCAAAGGCCACAAGCUGGCAAGCGAUGGCACAGACAACCACCUGCUGCUUUGGGACUUGCGCCCUCACGGCCUCACUGGCUCCAAGGUUGAGAAGAUCUGUGAAGCAGCCUCAAUCACCCUGAACCGCAAUGCGGUGCACGGCGAUGCCUCUGCCCUGUCCCCCGGCGGUGUGCGCGUGGGUGCUCCGGCCAUGACCACCCGAGGCUGCACGGAACAGGACUUCAGGAAGAUUGGAGACUUCUUGGACCGAUGUUGCCAGAUUGCCCUGAAGAUCCAGGCUGAGAAGGGCAAGAAGCUGAAGGACUUUGAGGCUGCCAUCCCAGGCAACGCAGAGGUCACCGCACUGAAGAAGGAGGUGGAGGACUGGGCCAGCAAAUUUGGCUACCCAGGCCUUUGA
Messenger RNA from Symbiodinium pilosum, 2193 nucleotides. Lineage: Eukaryota; Dinophyceae; Suessiales; Symbiodiniaceae. The record is from the annotation of a GenBank genome assembly.